Paramecium tetraurelia is the source of this 1877-nucleotide messenger RNA. RefSeq lists its product as uncharacterized. Gene Ontology annotation, molecular function: poly(A) binding; mRNA 3'-UTR binding; poly(U) RNA binding. The record is from RefSeq and is a predicted model, not a curated record. The transcript has 8 exons. Gene Ontology annotation, cellular component: nucleus; cytosol; ribonucleoprotein complex. NCBI's taxonomy places the organism in Eukaryota, Ciliophora, Oligohymenophorea, Peniculida, Parameciidae.
AUGACUAUCAAUUCUCAUCUAUUAGAUGUAAUAAUUUUUGAAAUAUCAGAGAAAAAAACAAGCACAAAAAAUUAAAAGAAUUUUUAAAUCUUGAUUAUUAAAUCCACAUAAAAUGUUCAAGUUUCCCGGCUACUAGGAUCAAAACAGACCAUCCCAAAAUGGACUUCACAUUUCAGACUUGGAAGAUGGAAUCACAGAGGAGCAACUCUUUGUAGAAUUAGCUAUGUUAAAUUGCACAGAUAUCAAUUCAUUGGAAAGUCAAAGCAUUAUGCCUUCAUCUAUUUUUCAUCGUAAGAGGAGGCAAGGAAGGCAAAAGAGGCAAUGAAUUACAAAUAGCUUCUUAGAGAUCCUAUGCGUAUAACCUACAUUCAGGAUUAUGAAAAAGAUGCAAACUUAUUUUUUGCAGGAUUCGAGUUGAAUGUAUCACUCAAGCAAUUGGAGGAAUUCUUCACCAAAUGGGGAGCAGUGGUCAGUGUCAAAUUAUCAGUCGAUGAAAAUAAGAAGAGCAGAGGCUAUGGAUGGGUUUAAUAUGAAAAGAAAGACUAAGCAGAUGCAUUGUUGACUGAAAGUUAAUAAAAUGAAGGAAAAGUGUCAUAUAAUGAAAAGACAUCAAUUAUUGUGAAACGAUUUGUUAGGAAAGGCUAAACAGAACGUGAAGACAAGAGAUGUAACUUAUACAUAAAGAACUUCUGGACUUCAUUGGAUGCUGUCGAUUUAACAAACAACUAAGUUAGAGAAUAAUUGGAAAUUGAAAUGCGUGCAAAAUUGAAUGAAUGGUUCAUCACAUACGGUCCAAUAAUUAGUAUCUUGGUCAAAAUUGAUCUUGAACGCAAAGCUCCAUUUGCAUUUGUCAGUUUCAGCAGGCAUCAAGAUGCAAAAGAGGCAUAAAGAACAUUAGGUACUACCUUAGGAGCUAAUCCAUCGAAGGAUCCAUUGAAUACUGGGAGAAAGAUGUAUGUCGGAUGGGCAUAAACUAAAACAGAUAGAAAACAACAAAGAGAUAAUAAUGUCUAUUAAAAAUAUAUUUACGCUGAUCAUUUGAAUAGAAAUGUUACAGAAGACGUGAUUAGAUAAACAUUGAAAGAUGCUGGUUAUGGUGAUAUCUGCAUGAUUAGAUUGGAAAAGAUGUAAUAAGGAUUUCAAUAAAUCAUCAGAAUUGGAUAUAUUGUAUUUGAAUAAGGUUCAGAUGCAAAUAAGUUGAUCAAAUCCUUCAAGGAGAAUGAAAAGUUCGAUGAAAUCAAGAGUCUAUUCGAUCCAAACGUAGAGUAAGCUGGUGGAAAAUACUUCCAACAUCUUUUCCCUCAACAUUCCUAAUCAAAAGGAUAGAGAAGACCUAAUUAAAGAUAGUCUCCAAACAGAAGAAUGUACUAAAUGCCUUCAGGACCAGCCUAAUUUGGUCCUAGAAUGCCCUUCCCUUUCCCCAUGUAACAAUAGAGAGUUCCAGGUGGUGGAAUGAGAAGACCAUAUCAAUAGUAAUUCCCCAAUCCCAUAAGACAAACUCCCUUCCCUCCUCCAGUUCGAUAAGUUACUGACUUGGCUUCACUUUAACCUGUAGCCUUCGAUAAACGAUAAGAUUUAGUCGAUUUAUUGGAGAACUUCGAGAAUUUCAAGGCAAAACCUGAAGAAGAGCAAGUCAAAUAAUUAUAAAUGAUGUUGUAUUAUAGAAUCAAAGCAAAACUAAGCUAAGAAGCAGAAUCUCAUUGGAAGAAAGUAAGUGAAGUGCUUUCAGAUCCUUCCAAUUUCACAGUUGAUGAAAUCCUCGAUAUGAUCAAGAAUGAAGAUCAAUUUAAUGAGUUAGUAGAUGAUGCUGUUACGUAAUUAAAGGAUGCAGCAAAUUGGUGAUAAAUUUAUUGUUUUGUUCAAAUAUAAAUAUAUUU